Messenger RNA from Plasmopara halstedii, 1164 nucleotides. Its product is annotated as Sterile alpha motif, type 1. The coding region runs from base 1 to 1164 and encodes 387 amino acids. The transcript has a single exon. Gene Ontology annotation, biological process: cilium movement. NCBI's taxonomy places the organism in Eukaryota, Oomycota, Peronosporomycetes, Peronosporales, Peronosporaceae. Gene Ontology annotation, cellular component: motile cilium. The record is from RefSeq and is a predicted model, not a curated record. Gene Ontology annotation, molecular function: protein binding.
AUGACAAAGGAAGGAGUUGGAGGUGUCUUUGGGAAGAAGACUAGACUACAAAAAAGUAACUCGAUUGUUUCGGAAAGACUAGAAGUAGAUGCUCGUGCUAUGGAGGAGAGAUUGAUGCAGCUUCGGGUGGCAUUGCAAGAGGAAAAGAAGAAGCGAAUAGCAGCAUUUCCACUUCAGCAUACAGGAAGUCGAUGGCGUAGUGCUCGAGAAGAUCGAGGCAGUGUCCGGCAGUACGCUCGAGAUGUUGAGCUUAAGACUUUUAAAAAAAAGGAAGGAGCUAGGAUUGGAACAAAGAAGAAGAACAAAAGUUUGGCUUACAAGAGACAUUUGAUCACUUCUCCAUCUUCUUUUGAGGAUUGGACUGUGCCUCAAGUACUUGAGUGGUUAAAAUCUAUUGGUUUGGAGGAACUUCAAAGUGGAUUCGAGUAUCAUCAAGUUACAGGGAGAAUAUUGUUGGACUUCUCACCUAAAGAAUAUGAAAAACUUGGCGUAUUCAGUGUGUCGGCUCGUAAUAGAUUAGUGACCGAGAUGGAUCAUAUUCGAGCUCAGCAGGUGUCGAAAAGAAUGAAAGACAAAGAAGACUCCGAAAUAGUUGACAGUAUCAAUUCUGCAGUACCGAAAGCUCGAGAUGUUUCAGGCAAACUUACACAUUGGUCUCAGAUAGCUCCACUUGCAGAUAAUGUCGUUACGGGUGAAGACAUACAGGCUCCAGUAAAUCUAGCCGAUGGAGAUUUUCAAGAAGAAGCAAGUCAUGCUUCUUUUUUAGAAGCACUUUUAGAGUGGAGGGAGAACGACACGAAACAGUUAGCGACUUCAAAUCAAGAAGAGUUAGAUGAGUGGAUUAAUCCGAUGUUUAACUGUAAAACGAAAGGCACAUGUGGAGGUGCUUUGCUCGAAGGUUCAUAUGAUGAAGCGGAUGCACAUGAUACAUUUCAAGAAGCGCUUCAGGCUUGGCGAUCCAGAAAUGAUGCUAAAGUAAUUUCUGUGGAAAAAAUUGAAAGUAGCUGCACUCCUGGCGACCAACAAUGUUGCUGGCAGUGUUAUCGUAUUCUGCAGAUAGAGCAAUUGCUCCACGAUGAUUUGACAAAUAAAUCAUUCUGUAGCUCGACGUGUCAAGAGAACUAUAAUGCUCAAUACGGUCGAUUAUAUACGAAGUCCGUUUGA